AUGUACAACGGCAUCGGCCUACGCACGGUACGCGGUUCCGGCACGAAUGGAUAUGUGCAACGUAAUUUGAGCUAUGUGAACAUAUCACAUGCGCGUCAAAAGCUUGCGCGCAACCAGCGUGGGAUUCAAUCUGGAUUAUUAGAUACUCGUGGAGGUGGUAGAAACCACCCGCCGCCAAACCCAGAUAUUCUGCUGCAUGAACAAAAAAGAAAGGUAGAGCUGCAGCUACUAGAAAUGUCGCUGGAGAUGGAGGGUCGUGGAUGCGAACCCGAUGAUAUUCAUGCUACGGUAAAGCGAGAGCGAGAGCGACUGCUAGCGCGUCUAAAUGAUAAACGAGGUGACAAGGCCAACAAUGUGGAGAAUUCGCGCAGUCAGCAGAAGUAUAGGGAAGACAAUAUCGAGCGCAUCAAAAAUGCUUUUGGUAUUGACAAUGACUACGUGGCUGGAGAAAGCUUUGACCCGGAGAUGCAGGAGCGGCGUCGUCAGGAGAGGAAGGAGAGAAGAGAGCAAGAUUGGAAAGAGAGCGAAGAGGCGCGCCGAAGGAACGUUAAAGAUAAAAAGGAGGAAGCGAUGACGUUGCCGAAAAAUCAUGAUCUUCCUUCUCGCUCUUACUUGUCAAGAUCGAGAACACAUUCUCAAUCUAAAAUUUCGACAGAUCGACGUAGCAUCGAUCGAUCGGGCAGUAGUCGAAGUGAUACCAAGACGGGUCACGGCUCGACUUGUAAUGUACGAUCUUUAGAAAAGAAGCACUACCGGCGGCUGCCGUCAAAUGCAAAUCGGAGGCGCCGCUCGACUUCCUCAUCUAGCUCUGGAUAUAUUCGCAGCAAAGGCUUGAGUGCGCUGAAUAGUUCACAGUCACGUUCUCGCGCUCUGAAAGCGUGGAAGAAUCGUCAAAUCGAAACGGAAAAUGCGGCUUGCAGUGAUAGGUCAAAGCGCUUGCAAUCGUUGCAAAGCUUGGGUCUAAACACAAGAUCUCGAUCUAGCUCCAGCACUGAACUGAACCACAACCGCAAUGUUGCGGCAGGAGUUGAUCGUGGAAAGAAAGUUGAAAUGACUGAAGGGCAAAUGGAGUCAAAAAUUCUGUCAGAAAGAAAAUCGGUCUCACGUCCAGCUCCUUCUGACGGCGAGUACAAAAUUUUGAAUUUGUCUGCGCCUGCGGUAGCUGACGGCGUGUUGCUUAGUGAAGAGAGAGGAAAAUCAAGUUUGUCUUUGGCAAAAAUUACGACUGAUGAGCAGAAAAACCUCACAUCGAAAAAGCAGGAGGCGAAUCGCAAGAAUGAACCGAAAAUCUAUGCUCAAAAUAAGAAAAACGAUCAGCUCACAAAACAUGAAAAAGAAAAGAAUAUAAAGGCCCCUGAUUCUUCGAUUGCAGAUUUGCGGACGCGAUCUUCAAAGCGCAAUCUGCACAGUAAAUCUCCAGACGAUAGACGUCGACGCGGAAAAAGAAUGAGAAGUCUGUCAUCUAGUCCUCGACACCCAGGAAUCGUUGGAACAUUUGCUCUGCACCAAAUGAUGAGCCCGGAGAUCGAAACGCUUACACAGCAGCGCGAAACAUUGAAGGAUGAGGUUAUGGUAUUCCGACUCAAGCUAGAAAACAUGACACGUGUUGCUGAAAGCCGCCUAGAAACCAUCCAUCUGCUGGAAACCGAGCUUGAGCGUCAACAUGUGCAAGCAGCGGAGGCCGCAGCAACUGCUACGAUUAAAGCAGAACAUAGCAUCUCUUCUAGCAAAGCUAUGGAAAGUCUUGACAACGAUGAUUUACGUUCCAGCGCUGUGCUGUCAAUGGUGCUUUACACGCUACUCUUAGGUUCCGUCGUGCUCGCAUCUGUGCUAUACCGGAUAUAUUUCAUAAUUCGCGGAGAGAUCUCUGCCCGAUACAAGUUAGGAAAAAGAGAGUAUAUUGAUAAGAUCGGGAUUGGUGGACCCAUUAUGCCGUCAAUCACGGAUUCAUCUAUGGACGGAAAGCAAAUUAUAAGAGAAACACCACCGCUUCCGCCCGCCCGAACGCCGAUAUCUGACAAGGCACCGGGGCGCCUGCGCCACAGUGUUACAAGCGUGCUCCAGGCUUAUCGCCAACUAUCGUCUAAGCUCUCUUAUGCGAUGGUGACUACGACGACAAUAGCGCUUUAA
Plasmopara halstedii is the source of this 2130-nucleotide messenger RNA. RefSeq names its product Splicing coactivator SRm160/300, subunit SRm300. NCBI's taxonomy places the organism in Eukaryota, Oomycota, Peronosporomycetes, Peronosporales, Peronosporaceae. The record is from RefSeq and is a predicted model, not a curated record. The coding region runs from base 1 to 2130 and encodes 709 amino acids. The transcript has 5 exons.